Castor canadensis (American beaver) is the source of this 1794-nucleotide messenger RNA. The record is from RefSeq and is a predicted model, not a curated record. Lineage: Eukaryota; Metazoa; Chordata; Mammalia; Rodentia; Castoridae.
AUGCCCUCCCCAUCACUGAGGCGGCCCCAGCACCGCCAUGUGCGCAGUGUGGAUCUACACGCUGGAACGCUCUCCCCACCUCUGACAUGGCACCUGACAACCAAAUGGCAAGGCGCUGUGCAGUGGCUUUCUCAGCCUUUGAGUAAUGGGCCAGCAGCAGACGUGCAGUUUGCAGCCGUUGUGGUCACUGCCUGCACGCAUUCCGAGGCUGCCGGGCCCCGAGUCACAGUCAAGACGAGACCUGCCCGACGGGCUCUGUGGGAGGCCGCCGGGAACCGGGCGCCCUGGGCGGUUGAUCACGGGCAGCCUCCGUCCUCCGUGAGGACGCGGCUGUGCGCCCGGGCCGUAACCUGCGGCCGUUCUGGCGGCCGAGCUGCGCGCUGUCCUCUGUCGUCCAGGCCCGGGGACCGCGUGGAAAUGCCCAAACAGCGCCCGCUAGCGGCGGCUGGACAGCACCGCCGAAGAUCAACAGUCUGGGGGGCCCAGAACCCAGGCCCCAGUCCAAGUCCCAACUCCUGCUCAAACCCGAACCCUGGAGUUGGCUUCCUGAACUCCCAGCAAUCGCUGCUGAAUCAGCAGCUGAUGGGGAAGAAGCAGACCCUGCAGAGGCAGGCCACGGAGCGGAAGCAGCAGCUCCUCCUUCAGCAGCAGAGACUGGCUGACACGGAGAAAAUUGCACCACAAGAUCAGAUAAACCGACAUUUGACAAGGCUGCCCCCAGACUACAAAGACCAAAGAAGAAAUGUGGGCAGCCUACAGCCAGCGGCCCAGUAUUCUGGUGGCCCAUCGACAGUGAGUUUAAACUCCAACCAGGCUUUGACAAACCCAGUUUCAACACACACCAUUUUGACUUCAAAUUCCAGCCUCAUGUCUACUUCCCAGGGGACAAAAAUGCCAUCAUUAUCCACAGCAGUUCAGAACAUUGGGAUGUAUGGAAAUCUGCCCUGUAAUCAGCCUGGCACGUUCAACGUCACUUCAGGGAUGAAUCAACUGACACGACAGAGAAACCCAAGUCAACUGAUAACAAAUCAAAACAGCCCUCUGAUGCCACGGCCACCCACCUUAGGGCCAAAUAACAACAACAACGUCACCACUUUUGGAGCCGGGGCUAUUGGUAGUUCACCACAACUGAGACCAAAUUUAACCCACAAUAUGGCAGGCGUGCCAGCUCAGAGAACACCAAAUAUAAUGAUCACAUCCAACACAAUAGCACCAAACUGGGCUUCUCAAGAGGUGACAACCAAACAGCAGGAAGCCCUGAAGUCCACAGGAGUCCGCUUCCCCACAGGUGCACCUGCAGCCUAUACCCCAAACCAGCCCUUGCAGCAGACAGUAGGAAGCCAGCAAUUUUCCCAAAGGGCAGCAGCACCUCCUAACCAGCUAACACCAGCAGUACAAAUGAGACCCAUGAACCAAAUGAACCAAACUUUGAAUGGGCAGACCAUGGGACCCCUCAGGGGUCUGAAUCUCAGGCCCAAUCAGAUAAGCACACAGAUGUUGUCUAAUUUGAACCCAUCAGGAGCAGGGUUGAGUCAAUCAAGGACGGGUAUUAGCCAAACAACAUCCCUGACUCCCAACAAUUUUCCUUCAUCCACCCAAGGUUCCAGGGCUUUUCAAGGAGCUGACCAGGGCAGUGACUUGGCUUUUGACUUCCUCAGCCCGCAGACUGACAACAUGGGCCCAAGCCUGAACAGUGAUGCUGACUUCAUUGAUUCUUUGUUGAAGACAGAACCUGGCAAUGAUGACUGGAUGAAAGACAUCAAUCUUGAUGAAAUCUUGGGGAGCAACUCCUGA